AUGGAAUCAACCCCUCUACGCCGGAACCGAUCGUCAAGGAGCCAUCGGAAUGGUAGCCCUACCUUAAGACCUUCAUUUGACACCAUCAAUAGUCCCGUCCUCUCGGAAUCUUCUUUCACAAAGAUAGGCACUAGUGGCGCAAGCAGCCCAAUCGCAAGGACAGCAUCGUCUGAAUCGGCCAAUUUCCAUCUCCUCCCACCCGUUCUAUCCACAGCGCCGGCGACAUUCGUUAGUCAUAUCAGCGAUGAGGAGGAUGCACUACCCUCAGCUCCGGAAGCACCUGACUCCCCUGUGCUAAUCCGCUUCAAGAAAAGGAGUUAUUCCAUCGAGCGAUUGCAGCCUAACACCAUGCCCUGGAAAAGUGGAGACCUGUUCCAACACGAGCUUGAUAAGCGCGAGAAUGACCCCUGGGAUACGUGCUACAAAUUGGCUAGAAAGCAUGACAAGGGGAUGUGCUUGGCAUGGAAGGAAGAGAUAGAUAAGAUCCUGACCUUUGCUGGACUCUUCGCUGCCACUGUGGUCGCCUUCCUCGCGGUAUCAUAUACUCUGCUCAAGCCAGACACGGCCGAUCUGCAGAACCAGAUCCUAUACCACAUUGCAACACAAAUAGAUAUUGUCCACAAUGCCACCCUUCCCAGUCUCCAGAAUUCCACCCUCCCUGACCUGUUUGCCUCUUCCAAUCCACCGUUUGUCGCCGUCCGAAUGAACUCCGUCAUGUUCCUCAGCCUCACACUUGCCUUGAUCACGGUCCUGGUCGGCAUUACAUGCCUGCAAUGGAUUCGGGAGUAUGAGCGCGAUGCCCGUCUAGGUCCAAAGGAGGCUUUUGCCCUGCGGCAAAUGCGCUUCGAUGGAUUCCAUUAUUGGGGCGUACCAACGAUGCUCUCGUUCCUACCCGUCCUACUCCAACUUGCUGUCGGUCUGUUCUUCUGGGGCAUGACUGAAUUCCUUUGGAUGUUGAACGGGACCGUCACCCUGAUUCAGAUCAUCCCGAUUGGAAUCGUCUUCUUUUUCGCGGUUGUCACCACAACGUUGCCAGCGCUCCAGUCAAUAUUCAUCAGCGAGAAAGAUUUGCGAGGCCACCAAUGUCCCUACAAGUCACCACCGGCGCGUUUAUUUUCCGUUCUCGCCUUUUGGCUUGCCCGCAUCUUCAUCAGCCUCAUUCAAUUUACGACCAACUCCGACGUGUUGGCGCACAAGAAGGCCUUCCUCGAGAAACUCGCCAAAGGUGGCCUGACCGAUUGGCUCACCUUUGACACGGCCUGGCAAACAGAGCGCCUCAUUGACCUUUCGACCAUAGAGGCAAAAGAAAGCCGCGACGUCCCGCGUAGUCUCGCGUGGCUGGCAAGAACAUACGUGCAUAGCCGUGAAGCAAUCACAGGGCUGUACCACGCCCUCCGCGAAAUUUACCCUUCAACCAGUUUACAGACACUCAGGAAGAUGACACGGCAGGGGUUGGAUAGCGUUGAGGAUACGUGGAAGGAGCAAGACGAGGAAAUUUACGCGGACAUUAAGGCCGCUUUGCUCCUGGACCAGUUGGUUAUGAAUAACCCUCAGUUGCACCCGCCGCUCCUUCAUAAGCGGACGGAGCUCUUUGUACGGAUUGUCAACCAUGAAAUCGUCGAACCAAAACCACACUUGAAAGUUUGGGAUUUUUUUGACGCCUUGCCUGGGUCGGGAAUCAAGCUUUCUGUGCCUUUUAUGAAGAACCAGAAUUACUUGCUGCUUACAGAUGCAUGUAAAUGGCAGCUCCUCAUCACCUUCAGGGGCUACCUCAAGAAAGUCGGUUGGAAAGACAAGCUCUGGGACAUUGUACGGCCGCUCAUCUUCCAGACCGUCACCUCGCGACCGCUCACCGCUGACAGCUCUCUCCUGCAAGAGCUGAACGAGUUCAACACUGAGCUGCAGACGUAUCUCGUGCGCAGCCAAAACCUUCCGAACGGGCGCAUCGUGCAGGUGCACAUCCGCGCAUACAUAAGGCAGUUCGAUGACGCGAGGCAGGGGAGGGAGUUGCAUCUGCCAAGACGCCUUGCAGGGUUCGACGAGACACUGCAUACUCUGAGGUCGUCGCUGGACAGCCAGGCGGAGCUUUUGAACAUCCCGCCAUCGAUUGGGCGACGCCCGAGCCGAAGGAGUGAACAUCGGUCUUAA
Messenger RNA from Cyclocybe aegerita, 2148 nucleotides. The record is from the annotation of a GenBank genome assembly. Lineage: Eukaryota; Fungi; Basidiomycota; Agaricomycetes; Agaricales; Hemipholiotaceae.